AUGAUUAAAAGAUCAGACAUAAAUUCAGUAGCAAUUAAUGAAAUAGUUCAUAAAGUAAAAAUAAAGAUAAAUGAAAGUGUAGAGGAAUUAAGAAACAGUUGUAUUGAGUUAAAUUUAUUAAAUGUUAAAAACCAUAAGACAUUUAAUGAUGAAGAGAUACGCCUAAGAAAAAGUAUUGAACGAAACAAGAUUGAAAUUAAUAAUUUAGAGAAAUUAAAGUUAGAUAUUGAUAAAGACAAAGAAGAAGUAGAGAUUUUAUUAAAAGAAAGUGAGAAUGAAAACAUUUCUCUAAAAAAUCAACACAAAGAAGUACAAUUCACUGGCAAUUUAUUAAAUGAAAGAUUUAAUGAAUUAGAAGAGGCAAAAAAAUCAAUAGAAAACAAACUUAAUUGUGUUUCUAAUAAUUUUAAUGAGUCAUUGCAUUAUCAGAAAGUAUUGGCUGAUAAGUAUAAAAAAUACUUAGGAUUGACAAUUUACAAAAUCAAAGAAAAUACUCUUAAAUUCUCAUUCCAACAUCUAAAGAUGCCUUGUUAUAUAAUAAUGUCUUUUGUAAAUGACCCACUAAUUAUUGAAUCAGAACCUAAAGUUGACUUAAACUACUUAAACAAUGUAUUUGUAACAGAAAAGAAGAUUGUAAAGUUUUUAAAAUUGGUAAGAUCUGAAUUUAUAAAAAGUUUAAAAUAA
Messenger RNA from Hepatospora eriocheir, 684 nucleotides. The record is from the annotation of a GenBank genome assembly. NCBI's taxonomy places the organism in Eukaryota, Fungi, Microsporidia, Hepatosporidae.